CUUGACGGCUCCAACAGCCACCCACUUCGCUCCUUCAUCAGCCCCUCGCCGCGGAAACCUCCCGCUUUUACACUUGUAAGGAUGAAAGAACGAUUCGAAGCUACUGAAUCGCGUUCGUGACGAUCAACCUUUUAUUGGAUGAUUGUGGAUAUAUUCCAAGACCGAGGUUGUCACGUCGUCGUGCCAUUGGUUUGUAUGUCACGAUGGAUGCAGUUCUACUUUGCUAUUGGAGAACCUUACUGUGCAAACAGUGGUUGUGGGUAUCCUGGGUUGAGGGGUAAGAUGAAGUUGAGGGGUUCAUCUACUGUUGUGCAUCCGAUUGUUUGACUCUCCCAGUCCACUUACCUCUACUACUAAUUCUAAGCGCAAUUGUAUAAACUUGCCGAUACAACCAAUUCAUACAUACACAAAUCCAACAACAUGGCAGAAGACAAGGUCCAAACUUUUGAUAUCCCGAAAACAUGUAAAGCUGGUGUUGUAGUCAACGAAGGCCCGGACUUCCGCGUCGAGGUUCAGGAUGUUCCGGUGCCUGAAUGCGGUCCAACGGACGUACUCAUCAAGCUCAACGCGACCGGUAUCUGCCACAGCGAUCUUCACUUCAUGCUCAACGACUGGGCACUACCGAAAAUGUCAGACCUCGGUACAAAAUGCGCCGGACACGAAGGUAGCGGUGUUAUUGUCAAGGUUGGGGAUCAGGUCAAGAACCUGAAGCCGGGAAUGCGAGCUGGAUACAAGCCAAUUCAAGAUACUUGCGGCUCGUGUGAGCUUUGCCGCAACGGUAACGAAUGCUACUGUGCAAAAGCAGUCUUGACCGGAUUAAUGAUCGACGGUUCAUACAAGCAGUACAUCGUCUCACCCGAACGCUACACAACCCUCGUCCCGGAUGGUGUGAACGACUACAUAGCAGGGCCGAUCAUGUGUUCUGCUUCAACAAUCUACACAUCGAUCAAGGAGUCACAACUCCGACCUGGAGACUGGGCCGUCUUCCCUGGCGCAGGGGGCGGUGUUGGCCUACAAGGCGUGCAACUGGCGAAAGCCAUGGGUCUACGCGCCAUAGCCAUCGACACUGGCGACGAUAAGCAAAAGCUCUGCAUGGAAACUGGAGGCGCGGAGCACUUUAUCGACUUUAAGAAAGUAGACAACGUAGGCGAGGAGGUAGUACGGUUGUGCGAUGGUAUCGGCGCCCACGGUGUCUUCGUCACUGCUGUUCAGACUUACCCAAACUCGAUAUCAUACCUCGGUGGCCGCGUUGGUGGAAAGGUGAUGUGCAUCGGACUGCCGCCGGCUGGGACUCAGCACAUUGAUGUCGACCCGAACCAAAUGUGCUUCAGGAAACAGAGUGUACAGGGUACACUUGUGAGCAGCAUGGCGGACGUGGACAAGACGCUUGACUUUGCUAAGCGGGGAUUGCUGAAGCCGAUUUACACGGUGUAUCCGUUGAGCAAGUUCAACGAGGCUGUGCAGAAGCUGAAGCGUGGGGAGAUUGCUGGACGAGCAGUUGUCGAUUUUAACAUGGAGUAGGUAUAUGGCGGGGUUUCUCUGUGAAAAAUGUUGAAAUCAAAAUUUCCAGAAGUUUGUACGGCGAGGUUGGCAUAGCGUUUGAAUUGUGAUGAUGGCUGUAGUUUGCAU
Messenger RNA from Alternaria alternata, 1629 nucleotides. Its product is annotated as alcohol dehydrogenase 1. Bases 421 to 1521 code for a protein of 366 amino acids. The transcript is spliced from 3 exons. NCBI's taxonomy places the organism in Eukaryota, Fungi, Ascomycota, Dothideomycetes, Pleosporales, Pleosporaceae. The record is from RefSeq and is a predicted model, not a curated record. Gene Ontology annotation, molecular function: oxidoreductase activity; zinc ion binding.